This is a messenger RNA of Paramecium sonneborni, 1195 nucleotides long. Lineage: Eukaryota; Ciliophora; Oligohymenophorea; Peniculida; Parameciidae. The record is from the annotation of a GenBank genome assembly.
AUGUUUUAUCCAUAUUCAUCAAGACAACCUUAUUAUUGCCCUCCAAGAGUCUAUUAAUAACCAAUUAUGGGAUAUAGACCACAAUAUCAUCCACCUCAAGUGCCAUAAAUAUACCAAUAGCCUAUAUAUUCAUCUUAUAACGGAUUCUAAAUACCAAGAGUAUCUAAACCUGUUCAACCUGCUAUGGUUAGUUAGACAAUGCAAUCACCUUAAAGAAAUUUUUAAAGUCCAACCAGAGGAUUUGCAUCUCCUUCCAGAAACAAUUUAAUGUCAUCUUAAUAACAAUCACAACCAUAAUAAAACCCAAUAUUAUAAUCGCCAUCAAGAUAAGGCUUUUAUACUUAUGAAUAAGUUAUGGAAAGAAUUAAAAAUGCUAAUACUAAUACAUAAUAAUAAUAAUAACAAUAACAAUAAUAAUAAUAAUAGUAAUAAAGUUAGCAAUCACAAUAAUAAGGUCCAUAACACUAAUAAUUAUAACCAAAUAAGAAUUAAAGUAUAUAAAUGUUUUAUUAUUUUAGUCCAUCCUUCUUAAUAGAAAUAAACAGAAAAUAAUUAAAUACCAAUAUAAAGAUAAAAUGAAAAUAAAAAUAAUAAUAAUGAUAAUAAUCAAGAAUAAUAAAGAAUUUAAUCAAAUAAAUAAUCAGAUACUUCAAAAUAAUAAGAAGAAAAUGAAGGAGAUGGAGAAUUAUAAGGUAUAUUUAUUAUAUAAACAUAGAAUUGGCAUUAUAAUAUGAAGAUGGUUAUAUUUAUAGGGGUUAGGGUUAUUCUCCAUAAACAAGAGAAGGAUUUGGUAUGCUAACUGAUAAUGAGGGAAGAGAAGUUUAUGCAGGAUAUUGGAAAUAAAAUUUUUAUGAAGGAUAAGGCAGAUUGUAAAAUUUAUAAGUUGAAUAAAUUGAUAAUGCUUUUGAUUGUAAUAAUAUGACAACUAUUGGAAAUGGUUGGUAAUCAUAUGAAGGUAAAUUAUCAAAUUAAUUUUAUUUUUAGGUUAAUUUGUAGCAGGCAAAAUGCAUGGAUAAGGAAUGCUUUUGUUAUCAAAUGGAGAAAAAUAUGUUGGAGAAUUUGAUGAUGGCAUGAUUCAUGGAGAUGGAGAAUUUACAACUUUGAAAAAUGAAGUUAUAAAAGGUAAUUGGGAUCAAGGAUAUUUGGUUUCAAUGAAUGAAGAAUGAUUAAUAUGAAUUAUAUUUUUUUAUCAAUG